CAACGACAUCGCCCUCGACAAGCUCCGUGCAACAAAAAUGUCUCGCGCAGCUGAAGCAGCUAUGGCUGCAAGCUAUAAAAGUCUAAAAGAGGAUUUUGUCUCGGGUUUAACUGGUGGUUCGAUAUGGGAAAUCAAUUAUGUCACAGCUGUAGCUCCCGUACGUGAACCACUCCUUUUUGUAACCUCACUUCUAAUAAUUCGUGAUAGGUAGCACUUAUUUUCUGGUCGGCGCUUCAGUCGCGAUUCUCGAUUUUUAAACCAUAUACCCCACUGGCAUUCGUGAUUGAUUUCUGCUUGAAUGUCGGAAACAUCCUCCUCGCAACAACGGCAUACUCGAAAAUGCCCCUCCUCCUCAAUCUCCUCAUCCUCGCCCCAAUCCCAAUUAUAUAUGCCAUUCCCAAGGCUUCCUCCCCCAAGAAACCCAAACUCCCACCAAUGAGAGAAGCGAGGGACCUCACAAGCCAGAGUCCCUUUCCUAAGAAACCCUUUCUUACAUAUUACCGGGGAUGCAUGAUAGUCAUAACCUGUCUUGCCAUCCUCGCCGUCGACUUCCGGAUCUUCCCCCGGCGCUUCGCAAAGGUCGAGAACUGGGGCACCUCUCUCAUGGACGUAGGCGUGGGAUCGUUCGUCUUCUCUGCGGGCGUCGUGGCCGCUCGCCCGCUACUAAAGGAGAAAAUGGCAGGCAAAUCCACACCUCUGCGUACACGUCUCUACCGCUCCAGCCGGCACUCGCUCCCCCUCAUCGUCUUAGGAUUCGUGCGUUUGUGGAGUGUCAAGGGGUUGGAUUAUGCGGAACACGUUACGGAAUAUGGGGUGCAUUGGAAUUUCUUCUUCACGUUGGGGUUCUUGCCACCAUUCGUUGCACUUUUCCAGUCGGCAUUUAAGGUGGUGCCUUCGUAUGCUGCUUUGGGAAUCAUUCUUUGCGCGGGGUAUCAAAUUGCACUUGAAUUCACGACUCUCAAAGCGUUUAUUUUGACGGGUCCAAGAACGAAUUUGUUUGAUAAGAACAGAGAGGGAAUAUUUAGUUUCUUUGGCUAUCUGGCGAUCUUCCUCGCGGGACAGUCUACGGGAAUGAUAGUCAUCCCUCGCACUUUGUCCAAAACCGCAAUCCACGGGACGGCGCAACGUAAACGUCUUCUGUUAACUCUGUUCGCGUGGUCCUCGAUAUGGAUAUCCCUCUUCUUCGUAACAACAUCCUACAACUACGGACUCGCCAUCUCCGUUUCUCGCCGUCUCGCAAAUCUCCCGUAUUUCUUCUGGACAUGUGCAUUCAACUCUGUCCAACUAACUGCUUUCUGCCUCGUGGAAACCAUCUUCUUCCCACAAGCCUACAAAAGCUCAGAUUCCAAGUCUGAGAAAGAAGCCUAUGAGAUAGCUACUAGCAAAGUCCUGGAGGCUUACAACCGCAACGGUCUAGCUAUUUUUCUUGCCGCGAAUCUGGGGACGGGAUUAGUUAACAUGACGAUCCCGACGCUGCAUGUUAGUAACAUCCAAGCGAUGGCGAUUCUAUUUGGGUAUGCGGCUGUAUUAACGGGGUUGGCGGUGGGCUUGGAUGGGUAUGAUAUUUCGAUUAAAAUGUCAUAAUAAAGCCCUGGUUUAAACGCCCUUAAGUUAUCAACUCAAAUAUAUAUUGUCCACUUACCCUGUAAAUCCCCAUCAAAUUGCCAUCCCGGAAAUCACAGGUAAAACAAACAAAAUCCCAUCACCCACCGACCAUCGAAAUCGCCACCCAAGCAUCAUCCAUACGCCUCGCAUCCAAAGUCUCCUCGUACCGGCCCCUUUUCUCCAAAUUACCCCGAAAUACCAUACCAUACCAUGUGGAAAAUCACACAUUUUAUUUCUAAUUUUUCCCCCUUUGCUUUUACUCAUUUAUUUAUUUUCCUUCUAGAAGAGAUUUUCCGUCAUGCUAUUAUAGUGCUAAUAUCCCAUCUAUAGUACUCAACCUUUUAAACUCCAGCCUACCCCCUGGAUUUGGUCGUAAGGCUGAUGUUGGAACACGUGAGAUGGAGAUAUAUUGCUUGUACUGUAUUUUGAUUUAUUGGAUUAAGCAUGUAUACAAGCACUUUGGAAUGCAUGAACUUUGAGAUCUCGAUCCUUGUGUAUACACUUCCUGGCUUUCUUCAUGAAGAUUGAAGGAUUUGCGAAGGAGAAUUUUUUCUUGUUGUUUUGAAAUUUUGGGAGGGGAUGGAAGGGUGGUGAGUGGUGAGUAUGGGUUUUGAUUCGUUGGAGGGUUGGUGAUGGGGAUGGCGAUGAUACUCCAUGUAUACUUUACUUGAUAUACCGUACUGUACCCCGAACCCGGGUUCGGGAUAUUCUUGUAUCUGUUAUGUAUAGUAAGGCUUGUAAAGUUCCGACGAACUGGAGAUAUUGAUUCUUGUGUGGAUUGGUUUGGUUCUUUGGUUUGGUAGCGAAAGAUUUGCUUUGCUUUGCUUUAUUUUCGAUGAGAUCUGCUUUUUAUAUACUAUGUAAUAUUUUCAUACUUGACUUAGCUUAGCUUGAGAAAUGGA
Molecule: messenger RNA, 2507 nt
Organism: Hymenoscyphus albidus
Lineage: Eukaryota; Fungi; Ascomycota; Leotiomycetes; Helotiales; Helotiaceae
Source: the annotation of a GenBank genome assembly